Messenger RNA from Cynara cardunculus var. scolymus (artichoke), 375 nucleotides. Its product is annotated as pheromone-processing carboxypeptidase KEX1-like. The record is from RefSeq and is a predicted model, not a curated record. Bases 1 to 375 code for a protein of 124 amino acids. Lineage: Eukaryota; Viridiplantae; Streptophyta; Magnoliopsida; Asterales; Asteraceae. The transcript is spliced from 2 exons.
AUGGGGGUACCUGAACAGGGAAGUGAGCAGAGAGAAAAUGUGAAUGAGAGGGAUGAUGAGGCAACUCAGGUUGGUGACAAUGAUGAUGAUAAUAAUGAUGAUGAUGAUGAUGUUGAUGCUCAUCCUACUGUUUCUGAAAACAUUCAAUUGGGCGCGAUAAUAGAUAAUCUUGAUAACAUUUUUGGUGAAAAUCAAGAUCAACAAACUUGUCCGACUCUUCAGAGCUUAUCUUUUGAUAUUGAUGAGUUUGGCAAUGAUUACGAUGAACUGCAUCAAUUAUUGGAUGCUAUUUCGUUUCAAGAAGAUGAUGGAGUUCAAGUUGAAAAUGUUGAGAGAUUGAGUGAAGGGGACAGAGAAAAAAAAUGGAGAGGGUGA